Molecule: messenger RNA, 1680 nt
Organism: Coniosporium apollinis CBS 100218
Lineage: Eukaryota; Fungi; Ascomycota; Dothideomycetes
Exons: 1
Coding region: 1-1680 (559 amino acids)
Source: RefSeq, a predicted model, not a curated record
AUGUAUACUCUCUUCAGUUCGCUUCCUAAUAGGCUCCUGUCCCAUUCAUUCUUCAUCGUAUCUGUCAGCGCCGCAGCGCUGAAGAACAUUACCAUCUCAGUCCCAGAAGGAACUACGGACCAUGGAGACCCAAACCUACUAUGCACGCCCACUUCAUGGACUAAUAUCGUCUCGUUCUACCUUGGCAACUACCUCGCGCAUGCCGCGACCGUGAAGUCCCCUCCCGGAGGAAGGACAGCCGGGAUGAUCGCUGAUGUGGUUGGGUCGUUGCUCUUCCCACCAUUUAUGGCCCUCCGAGGUGUUCAAGCCAUCACGAGCAUGGCCAUAUGGCCCAUAUUUGGAAAGUCUGAUCUCCGGACGGCGACGCGCGCGGGGGCAUUGUGCAUGAUUGUAAGAACGACGAGUUGGAAGCCGGAAGCCGGUGAUGUGGUUUCAGAUGCGAUGCAAAAGUCCACCGUAUGUGGAGAUGCGGCCCCGGCCGCUGCAGAAGAUGAUCAGGCCGCCCUUCUCCCUGCUGAGAGCAUCCCGAUGAGAGCCAUGUCUGACAACGAAUCAACGAGCGGCAAAUGCAACGUCUUUGUGUACGAUGCGCCGUGGACGUUCGCAGUUGGCACUGUCUUGGCGGCAACCGGCCGUCACAUACACGCAUCCUGCAAACUGCCUGAAGACCUACCCGAUGGUUAUGGCAUCGCCGUUGUACCCCGUGAUGCAACGGUAAUGCCGCAGGACGGAGAAGAGGACGCCAACCUCAUUUCGAACAACUACAGCCUCGUAAAAGCAUGCGUUGCACUUGGUCAAACGGUCUUUGCCAUUGCCACACUGUAUCGUGCAAAGGGCAACCAGCUGACCCAGUUCGGCUAUGCAGCGUUCGGUCUUACCGUAGCACCGUACGCUGUAAUGUCAAUUCUGAACCUGCUCGGCAGCAUUUGCAGUCCCGAGUAUCCUGCUAUGUAUCUCGUAGAGUCUUCGGUGAUGAGAGAAGCGAGAAAACACGGCCUCCACGUUCACGGCACUGUUGGUGUACUCCAGGAGCACCCUGUCGCUUUCCAGGAAAACCAGCCGGGAUCAUGGAGGAGAUUACCCUCCAGUUUGAUCUUCGAGGAUGGGCCAGAUGACCGUCUGGUCGUUCAUGCAGGCUCGGAUCACACCCUUACAGUCCUGAAGCCGAACGCAGACAAUGAGAAGGACCUCACGACUGCUGUUUCGGCAAUCCUUGUCCCAUCUUGCCCGCCUCUUGCAGCAAAGUCGAAGCAGUUCGUUAAGAACGCGGAGUGGCAACCUAAGGGCAAGUGGAUUGUGAAUACAGUGGACUCCACGGGGAGAGAGAAUAAGUCAGGCAAAUAUGGCUACUCCAUGUUGGAGUACUCGAUGACCAUUCUAGUUUCCGUCAUCCCGCUCGCCAUCGUCGGGGCGAUAUCACGUUUCGAUCCCGGUGCGAGCACUACGGCUCAGCGGGCCUGGACAAUGACCUGGCUCGUCUAUGGCGUCUUCCUUGGGCUGCUCUACGAGUUGGUUGUUUCUGCCGUAACGGAUAAUAUCGAUGAGAAGGAGUACGACCCAACUAUGAACCUGGUUGUAACAGUUGGGUUUGCAUUACUCUUUUCGGCUCCUGCGAUCGGCGGCUUGGUUGUCGUGGGUCAGAUGCUGAUGGCUUAUGGCAACUGCAUUCUUAUCGACUGA